This is a messenger RNA of Pteropus alecto (black flying fox), 4898 nucleotides long. RefSeq names its product capping protein regulator and myosin 1 linker 1 (gene CARMIL1). The record is from RefSeq and is a predicted model, not a curated record. Gene Ontology annotation, molecular function: protein binding. Lineage: Eukaryota; Metazoa; Chordata; Mammalia; Chiroptera; Pteropodidae. The transcript is spliced from 38 exons. Bases 483 to 4754 code for a protein of 1423 amino acids. Gene Ontology annotation, cellular component: plasma membrane; lamellipodium. Gene Ontology annotation, biological process: cell migration; regulation of Arp2/3 complex-mediated actin nucleation.
GCUGCCCCGCCCAGCGGAGCCGCGGGAGCGCGGGGAUCUCCAGCCCCCGCUGCACGCUCUCCCCGCCCCUCCCACGCCUUCCGCUGGCACCUGGGGCUGUAGGUGCGCGCGGAUCGGGAGGAGUUUCCGCGGCCGCAGCAGCGGCGGGAGCCUGGAGCCGAAACGCAGCUGCAGCAGAGGCUCAACCCGAGCAGCCGCGGGAGCCGAAGCAGGGUCCUGCCGGCUCUCCGUCCUUCUGUCCGUCGGUCGGUUGGCCGCGGAAGCUGCGAGGAGGCGUCAUGUAGCCUCAGCAGCAAGCCCACUGCGGAUUUGCAACUAUUUAUUUAUUUAGGCGGGGUGGGGGUGCGGUGAAACUGUCUCUCCGCUCCACCUUCUCGCCUCCUCCCAUUUGCACGCUGCAUCUGCCCCUAAAAAGCCGAGGGAUUCGGGGAGGGCGGGGCCGUGGAUCAGAGAGGGACUUACGGUCGCCGCACGGAGGAGCCAUGGCUGAGGAGAGCGCCGAGGUACCCCGUGAACUGUCAGAAAACAUAAAGGAUGUUGUUGGCAGAAAGAUAAAAAUUGGAGUGAAGAAGAAAAUAAAAUUGGAAGUUAAGGGAGACAAAGUUGAAAACAAGGUGUUGGUGCUCACAUCAUGCCGAGCCUUCCUUCUCACAGCACGAAUCCCCACCAAGCUCGAGUUAACCUUCAGCUACUUGGAGAUUCACGGUGUCACUUGCAGCAAGCCAGCUCAGAUGGUUGUGGAAACUGAGAAGUCCAGCAUGUCCAUGAGGAUGGCCUCGCCCGAGGAUGUGAGCGAGGUGCUGGCUCACAUCGGUUCCUGCCUGCGGAGGAUAUUUCCUGGCCUCUCUCCAGUGAGAAUCAUGAAAAAGGUAUCCAUGGAGCCAUCUGAGCGACUGGCCAGUCUCCAGGCUCUGUGGGACAGCCAGACCGUGUCUGAGCAGGGCCCCUGUGGUGGAUUUUCUCAGAUGUAUGCCUGUGUUUGCGACUGGCUGGGGUUUCCAUAUAGGGAAGAAGUGCAAUGGGAUGUGGAUACAAUUUAUCUGACACAAGACACCCGGGAAUUGAAUUUACAGGACUUCAGUCAUCUUGACCACAGGGAUCUAAUACCUAUCAUUGCUGCUCUGGAAUACAAUCAAUGGUUCACAAAGCUGUCCUCUAAGGAUCUAAAACUGUCCACUGAUGUCUGUGAACAGAUUUUAAGAGUGGUGAGUAGGUCUAAUCGAUUGGAAGAAUUGGUGUUGGAAAAUGCUGGACUUAGAACAGAUUUUGCCCAGAAACUGGCCAGUGCUCUAGCACAUAAUCCAAGCUCAGGACUCCACACGAUUGACCUUGCUGGCAACCCACUGGAGGACCGAGGUAUAUCCUCUUUAAGUAUUCAAUUUGCCAAACUCCCAAAGGGAUUGAAGCAUUUAAAUUUAUCUAAAACCUCAUUGUCACCCAAAGGAGUGAAUAGCCUUUCUCAGUCUCUCAGUGCCAAUCCGUUGACCGCCACCACCCUUAUCCACCUCGACCUCUCAGGGAGUGGCCUUCGUGGGGAUGACCUCUCGUACAUGUACAGUUUUUUGGCCCAGCCAAAUGCCAUUGCUCAUCUGGAUUUAUCCAACACAGAAUGUUCCCUGGACGUGGUCUGUGGCGCUCUUCUCCGUGGAUGCCUUCAACAUCUAGCUGUGCUCAAUCUCUCCAGAACCGUCUUUUCUUACCGGAAAGGAAAAGAAGUACCCCUGACUUUCAAGCAGUUUUUUAGUAGUUCUCUGGCUCUGAUGCAGAUCAACCUUUCAGGCACAAAACUGUCCCCUGAGCCCUUGAAGGCACUGCUACUGGGCCUGGCCAGUAACCAUAACUUGAAGGGGGUUUCUCUCGAUCUCAGCAACUGUGAGCUGAGAUCGGGAGGCGCACAAGUGUUGGAAGGCUGCAUUGCCGAAAUUCACAACAUCACCAGCUUAGAUAUCUCCGACAAUGGUUUAGAGUCUGACCUAUCUACCUUAAUAGUGUGGCUCAGUAAAAACAGAUCAAUACAACACCUGGCAUUAGGCAGAAAUUUUAAUAAUAUGAAAUCCAAAAAUCUGGCACCUGUGUUGGACAACUUAGUACAGAUGAUUCAAGAUGAAGAAUCACCUCUGCAGUCCUUGUCCCUGGCUGACUCGAAACUCAAGACCGAGGUCACCAUCAUCAUUAACGCCCUGGGAAGCAAUACCUCCCUGACCAAAGUGGACAUCAGUGGGAAUGCCAUGGGAGACAUGGGAGCCAAGAUGCUGGCCAAAGCUCUGCAGAUCAACACCAAGCUCAGGACUGUUAUAUGGGACAAGAACAACAUUACUGCACAAGGUUUUCAAGAUAUAGCUGUUGCUAUGGAAAAGAACUACACAUUGAGAUUUAUGCCAAUUCCUAUGUAUGAUGCUUCUCAAGCCCUCAAGACAAACCCUGAAAAAACAGAAGAGGCUCUGCAGAAGAUAGAAAACUAUCUGCUCCGGAAUCAUGAGACUAGAAAGUACCUUCAAGAGCAGGCCUACCGCCUCCAGCAAGGCAUCGUCACCAGUACCACACAGCAGAUGAUUGACAGAAUAUGUGUGAAAGUACAAGAUCAUCUCAACUCCUUGCGAAACUGUGGGGGAGAUGCUGUCCAGGAAGAUUUAAAAUUGGCAGAAAGGCUCAUGCGUGAUGCUAAGAACUCUAAAACAUUGUUACCAAAUUUAUACCAUGUUGGUGGUGCGUCUUGGGCAGGAGCCGGCGGCUCACUAUCCAGUCCAAUUCAGGAGACCCUGGAAUCAAUGGCCGGAGAAGUUACAAGAGUCGUGGAUGAACAGCUAAAGGCGCUGCUGGAGUCCAUGGUUGAUGCUGCUGAAAAUCUUUGUCCCAAUGUGAUGAAAAAAGCCCACAUCCGACAAGACUUGAUUCAUGCCAGCACUGAAAAGAUUUCCAUUCCACGUACCUUUGUUAAAAAUGUCCUGCUGGAGCAAUCUGGAAUUGACAUCCUUAACAAAAUUAGUGAAGUGAAGUUGACAGUGGCCUCCUUCCUGUCUGAUCGAAUCGUGGAUGAAAUUCUGGAUGCACUGUCACACUGCCAUCAUAAACUGACUGACCACUUCAGCAGACGUGGCAAGACCCUUCCUCAACAAGAGUCCUUAGAGAUUGAACUGGCUGAGGAGAAGCCUGUUAAGCGCUCCGUCAUCACGGUGGAGGAGCUCACAGAGAUUGAGCGUUUAGAAGAUCUGGAUACUUGUAUGAUGACUCCUAAAUCCAAAAGGAAGAGUAUCCAUAGCCGGAUGCUGCGGCCGGUUUCCAGGGCCUUCGAAAUGGAGUUUGAUCUGGAUAAAGCACUGGAAGAGGUGCCAAUUCACAUUGAAGACCCGCCUUUCCCCUCUGUCAGACAAGAGAAGCGAAGCUCGGGCUUCAUCUCUGAGCUGCCCUCCGAAGAGGGGAAGAAGCUGGAGCACUUCACCAAGUUAAGACCAAAGCGGAACAAGAAGCAGCAGCCCACCCAAGCGGCAGUCUGUGCUGCCAGCAUAGUCCCCCAAGAUGGUGAACAGAAUGGUCUUAUGGGGAGAGUAGAUGAAGGUGUAGAUGAAUUUUUCACCAAGAAAGUGACCAAAAUGGAUUCUAAGAAAUCGUCAGCAAAAAGCUCAGAGUUCCAUGAGCUUAGUGAAGGAGGUGAUGAGAAGAAAAAGCGAGAUUCUCGGAGAAGUGGCUUUCUCAACUUAAUCAAAUCCCGGUCCAAAUCUGAGCGACCACCAACAGUCUUAAUGACAGAAGAACCCUCCUCACCAAAAGGGGUGGUCAGAAGUCCAGCCAUGGACACACCCAGGAAGGACACGAAGCUAGAUGAGCACAAUGGCAAUUCUGAAUGGAGUGAAGAGAUAAAAACACCUGACUCCCAUGAAGAAAGUCAAGAGGAGGACAUGGGGAAGGCGGAGCGCAGUGACAGCAAGGGCAGCCCACAAGGAGGCCGGAGAUAUGGGGUCCAGGUGAUGGGCAGUGAUCUGCUGGCUGAGAUGAAGGCCAAGCAGGAGCAGAGAGCAGCUUGUGCACAGAAGAAGCUUGGGAAUGAUGCCAUCUCCCAGGAGUCUUCCAGCCUGGCCACGAGCAACACAGAACGGCUGGAGGGAGGUGGGGCAGUGCCUAAACUGCACCCAGGUCUUCCGGAGACCCGCUUCAGUUUGGGGACCCCAGAAAAGAAUGUCAAAACAGACCCCAAGGUGGACAUGGGCUCCCGAUCUCGGAGCUCCUCCAGCACACCCACCAGCCCAAAGCCCCUCCUGCAGUCCCCCAAGCCCAGCCCGGCAGCACGGCCCACCGUCCCGCAGAAACCAAGGACCGCCUCACGGCCUGAGGACGUCCCAGAUUCUCCACCUGGCCACAGUUCCCCUAAAGUUGCUCUUCUUCCGCCCGUCCUGAAAAAAGUUCCUUCGGACAAGGAGAAAGAAGGCCAGGGUAGCCCCCAGCCCAGCCCCAGGACAUUUUCCCAGGAAGUAGUGCAAAGAGGAGAUUAUUACAAAAGACAUUCAGAUCAUGACAGUGACAAGCCUUCCAGUAAAGAGAAAAGAUCUUCAAAACUGUACUCCACCAUUGCAGAAGAAGAGGUGAAUGCAGUUGGGCACAGGAAGUCGCAGCCAACAAAUGUUUCAAGGAGAAGCUGGGGCCAGCAGGCCCAGGAGUAUCAAGAUCAAAAGCAGUGGUCCUCCAGUAAAGACAGCCAUCAAGGCAGCAAAUCUAGUGACUCUGGGGAAGAAGCAGAAAAAGAGUUUAUUUUUGUGUGAAGGUCACCACACAGAAGUCCCGCCGUGCAGGGCACUUUGUUAGCCAUCAGAGAAGAACCCAGGGCAAUACUUCCCACUUUCUAUGCACUCUUCUCUUGGUGCUCUUUUUUUUUUCCUUUUCCUUCUAUCUCUUCUUUUUUUUUU